UUAGGAGGUUAGCUUAUCUUUACUAGCAAUUCUCAAUAACUAACAUUGAGAAUAAUUAAAAUCUAGUGAUCUUUUAGUUUGAAUUAAUUUGAAUCAAUUAUUAUUUGUUUAUUAAGUUGUUCAUCCGUCUACUAAAUGAAAAGAGAAUAUUUUAAUCACCAGUUAAAUCUAAUCAUUUGUUUAUGUCUUUAGUUAAAGUUCAAACAAUAUUAUCAUAUCAUAUGUUUUUUCCUUUGUCGGUGUCAGAAUUUAUCAUUUUUUAUUCUGAAUAAUUUACUUCAAUUACUUUACUACCAGUUUAUCAAGACUCGUCUAUAACAAUGGCAUUAAGGAAUCUUGUGGACAAGGAUUGUGGAGGCAAUAAUCCUUUGGUCAAUUUAACCCAGCAUUUCAAUUCAGACAAGAUAAAUCAUGGAUGGAACAAUGAAAACUUGACAGAACAUGGUCAAAAUGGUCUUAUUCCUGAACAAUUAGAAAGGUCGGAAAGAUUCAAUAUGGAAUCUUUAUUACAAACUUUAGGACCUGUUCAUAAUAAAAAUAAUCUAGAGUCAAUUAACAGACCAGAAUUAUCUCUCAAUAAUCAUCAAGUAGCUCCUAACAGUCAUAGUUGGCUGGAUGACUUUUUAUCAGCAUCUUCAUCAUCAACCUCCAACAUGGUCUCAUCCUCUUCAGCUCCUAUCUUGAAACAAUCAUUUUCUCAAUUCAAGAGUGAUAAAUCAUCUAAAUCAAUUAGACCAAUGCAAGUAAACUCAUUUCAAAGACCUUCUCUUGAACAAUGGGGACCAUUUAGAGGUGGACCUGGAUUUAAUGGCGGCUUCAUGAGACCACGAUUUAUGUCUAUGCUCCGACCUUCCACCAGUCUAUUCAAUCAACCACAAUUAGGAUCUAAACCAGCCAAGGAUUACUUAGAAGAUUUCCAUAAAAAUUUAGAAGAAGAAAAGGCAAAAGCUAGGAAUGCCGAGACUGCACGAAAAAGUUAUGAUACUUCAACUUUGCCUGAAGAGGCGAGGAAAUUUGUGGAGUCCAUGAGAGAUGACCCAGAAAUCCAGAACACUGACUUUCUCAAUUUUAUCCAAAAAAUCGGCAGUGGCGAGUAUCAAGUAACUGAUGAAGGAAUAAUUUCUAAUGAUACCGAUAAUUUAUCUCAAGCUUGGGCCCAAGAGUAUGCAACUGCUCAAGAAGUCUGGGAAGAUAAUGCUGUUCGCGAUGACCAAGAAUUUUGGGACUCAUUAGCUACUGAUUGGGCCACUGAAUUUAAUCAGAAUUCAAUCCCUGACAUAACCGAAUUGCCAACUGAAUUUAUGCCCGAUAAUGAAGUAACCGCAUCCACAACAGAGUAUAAAUUCAACUCUAACAAUCCAUAUCAAGAUUCUGUUGAUCCUUUCGCAGAAGGAUUGAAAAAACUGGAAGAAGGUGAUAUACCAUCAGCUGUGCUUCAUUUUGAAGCAGCCUGUCAAAAAGAUCCAUCACAAGCGCUGUAUUGGCAAUAUUUGGGGACAAGUCAAGCUGAAAAUGAGCACGAUUCGUCGGCAAUAUUGGCUUUAAAGAAAUGUUUACAACUUCAACCGGAUAAUUUAUCUGCUCUAAUGGCUUUAGCUGUGAGUCACACAAAUCAAUCUGAUGCUCGUGAAGCUUGUGAGAAUUUGUUCCUCUGGAUUAUCAGGAAUCCACAUUAUUCAUCUUUAGUGCCAGAAGAAUAUAAAACAACCACUUUAGAAGUAGUUACAUCAGAAAAGUUACGCCGAGUUCGCGAUAUGUAUCUACAAGCAGCACGUUUAUCACCUCAACCAUUAGAUGCUGAUAUUCAAUGUGGUCUUGGAGUUUUACUCAAUUUAACCGGUGAAUACUCAAAAGCUGCCGAUUGUUUUAGAGCAGCUUUAUCAGCUCGUCCUGAAGAUCCAACGCUAUGGAAUCGAUUAGGUGCUACUCUUGCUAAUGGUGAUAGAUCGGAAGAAGCUGUGGCUGCAUACGAAAAGGCAUUAUCCAUUUCUCCAGGCUUUAUCCGAUCAAGAUUUAAUUUAGGAAUUGCAUGUAUCAAUUUAGGUGCUCACCGUCAAGCAGCUGAACACUUUUUAUCCGUCCUUAAUCUUCAACAUGCUGGUCAUGGAGCUGAUGGUCAGUCUUCCCAUAAAAUAAUGUCCGCUAAUGUCUGGUCAGCUCUUCGAUUGGUUCUUUCAUUGAUGAGUCGCCAAGACUUGUAUAAAUAUAUAGAAUCAAGAGAUUUGGAAUCUCUUAAUCGUGAAUUUAAUAUAACUCAAUCAGAAUUUUUGCAAAAUUCUUGAAAAAAAAGAGGCAUAAAUCAAUUUAUUAUGCAAAUCUAAGAGACUGUUAUUUUAAAAAUUUUAACAUUUGUUCCUGAAAGGUGAUUUUCAAUAUCAACAAAUCAAUGUGACUGUUUUGUACCAUAUAACAAUGGAUUUUUAAUAGAUUUCAUCCAAAAAACCAAUUAAAUUGUUAUUUUUUAA
Tetranychus urticae (two-spotted spider mite) is the source of this 2465-nucleotide messenger RNA. Its product is annotated as PEX5-related protein. Gene Ontology annotation, cellular component: cytosol; peroxisomal membrane. NCBI's taxonomy places the organism in Eukaryota, Metazoa, Arthropoda, Arachnida, Trombidiformes, Tetranychidae. Gene Ontology annotation, molecular function: protein binding. Gene Ontology annotation, biological process: protein import into peroxisome matrix, docking. The record is from RefSeq and is a predicted model, not a curated record.